GGAUGGUCUUGCUCGGUUUUCCACCGAUGAAUCUCUCUCCACGCACCAGAAAGUGUUACGGAUUCAAAAUUUUAUCGGGGUAAAUUCAGAUCACCCCACUGGCUCCGGUGCGGAGAAAGUGUUCGUGCUGACUUCGGAUUCUGGCAGCGGGUCCAAUUCCCGACUUUCUACGUGACGAUCACUAUGCUUCGUCUGCUGGAGAUCGCCUACAACCUGGCCAGUGCCUGGUCCAGAUUCCCAGCUGUGCGCAGCGUCUCUGGUGCUGUGGCAACGGAGGCAGCGGCUAGCAACGACCAUGGUUCCAUUGAUAGCUACAAGCAGGAAAUCGAUAAACUACGUGGCAUAGCUGACUCUCUGCCCUUCAAAGACGAGCUGCCUUUGGAUCUUCUCGACAUGCCAGAUGCAACCCAACCGCAGGUCGGGUCUCGACGAGCCCCGGACCCAAGUAUGCUGGUGGACUUUGAUCGGCAUACCUCCAUCCUCAUGCGUGUUUGGCAAUGGGUCUUGGUGGACAUCCGGCAGAUUACAGUGUGGUUCGAGACUGCCGCCGACAUGGUGGCGUAUCCCUUCUACAUGCAACUCUGCCUUGAUCGCGGGAUGGAGAUCUGUACGUUCCCCGGCUGGAUACUGAUUCAUGUACACCCGGAGCGGGGAAAGCUGACAUCUCUCAUUUCAGACGCGGAGAUGGCGCUCUACCUCCAACAAUACAGGGAUGCGAUGGUCCAUUGGCUGGACUUCCCUUGAGCUGAAGACCCCGGUGAAUCCAAUGAUGCGUUUGUGGCCUUUCAGCUGAACUUGCGUUUCAGAAAGUAGGUCUGGGGGGAGCUACACACUUGGGUGGCGAAUACUCUGUAUUACCACGAGGAUUAAGCGGGG
Messenger RNA from Aspergillus japonicus CBS 114.51, 876 nucleotides. RefSeq lists its product as uncharacterized. The transcript has 3 exons. The coding region runs from base 184 to 744 and encodes 186 amino acids. NCBI's taxonomy places the organism in Eukaryota, Fungi, Ascomycota, Eurotiomycetes, Eurotiales, Aspergillaceae. The record is from RefSeq and is a predicted model, not a curated record.